AUGUUUUCGUUUUUUACGGGCUCAUCCAAACAGACGCAGCAACAACCUGCCCAGUCCAACCAUAAUAACAACAGCAACACCUCUUCAACUUCUCGGCAAGCACACCCCAAUAGCAAUGCUUCUUCAAAACCUCUUCCCUCGGUUCCACCGCAAAAUCAACAAGAACAGGCUUUAUUCUCACAACAACAACAACAACAACGAAAUUCCUAUCAGUCUGCUCUCGUCUAUUUAACUGCCGAACAACAUGAUAUUUUGAGGCGAUUGCUCAUGUAUUCAACGUUGGCUUCUAUGAUGACCGAGAAAGAUGAAAAUACGAUCGCUGAGCUGGUAAAACAAUUCGGUAGCGACACCAAAUCAAUGAAAUUAUUGAUGGAUUGUUUGCUUGAUACUUUGGUGGGAUCUCGUGGACGUUUCGAUCCUCAAACCAAUUUCAUAUUUCAAUCCCCCAAAACUAUAACGGUUAUUUUCACAUUAUUGCCCUUUCUAUCCGAAGAUAUUCAAAUCGAAAUUCUGGAUAUAUUUAUUGUUCUUCUCGAAGAAUGCAGUAUUGACAAUAGUAUGGCUGCUUCUGUUGGAUUAGUUCAAACAAUUAAUAAUCUUUUAGCCAAACACCAGAAAUUUAGUUUGAACGUUAUACAGAAACUCAUUUACUUGAUUGGAAUUGUCGGAAGCUUUAGUGUUUCUGCAAGAGAAUUGAAAACUUUGAUCAGACUGAUGAGAACAAAAACUCCUGAAAAUGAAAGAAAGGCUGAUGAUGAUGAUGAGGGUCUUUCAUUAGAUAAGGACUUGUCUCCUCUGAUUUUGGAGGUUAUUAGAAAAAUGUCAAGAUAUGACUCUCCAUCGUCGUUUUUCAGUUUUGAUGGAAUUGAUUGUGGUAUUGUCUCCGACAACAUUUUAUUUCCUUCAAAUGGUUACACAUUCAGUUGUUGGCUCAGAAUUGAGAGAACGACUAAAUCUCAAUGUUACAGAUUUUUCAGCUUUUUCGACAAGAAAAUGAAUGGUCUAGAGCUGUUAUUUAAAGGAAAUCACAUGUGUGUACAGGUUGUUUCUGGUGGAAAAAAACAACAAAAUGUUACAUUUGAUUAUUUCUUCCAUACCAAUAGAUGGUAUUUUAUUUCACUAACUCAGAAUAAGAGAUUUAUGCUGAGAAGUGACAUUAUUUUAUUUGUUGACGGAGAACAAAAACAAACAUUUGAGCUCAAAUAUCCAUCUUUGGGUGGACAAGUCAAUUUUGCACACUUUUGCACAAAUAUUCCAGUAGACAACAAGCAAACCAAAGUACAAGCAUUUUGUGGCCAAGUAGGACCAAUUUCAAUUUUCGACAAAGUUUUCAGUCUGAAUGAGGUUCAAAAAAUACACAGUUGUGGUCCUGACUUCCAAUAUACUUUCAAAAAGGGUGAUUCUCAACCUCGAUAUUUUGAUUGGCCCAAUGCCGAGUCAUUUUCUCAAAAAUUGGUUACUCUCUACAAUCCUCGGUCAAGUACAAAAGAUUUCAAAUGCCCUGACAACUCGGGCACAAAGAAAGGUUUCUCCACCGAUGCAAGACUCUUACAAGGCACCUCUAUCUUUGUCACACAUCCUGUCAAAGAUACUUUAAAUUGUAUUGGUGGUGUUGAAGUAUUAUUCCCAUUGUUCAGGUUAUUGAAAAAAGAUUGGACUGUUGAUUACUCAAUGUGUGCUAGAACCAUUUCUCUCAUUACUGAAAUGCUUCGAAACAACAAAAAAAAUCAAGAGGACAUGAUUCAAAAGAAUAGUUUAUGCACGCUUGGUCACAUUCUUGGACAAAUACCUCCAGAGCAUAUUAAUCAUGAUACUUUAAAAGCAUUGCAAGGAUUGGUUGAGUGCUCUAGCGAUCCUAAGGAUCCAAUCAUCAGAGAAAUAUUUAAAGAAAUAUUUUUGAACUUUGAGUUGUGGAUAACUGUAGAUUUCGAUAUCCACAGUAACAUGUUGCACUUCCUUCAUGACGAAGUUUCUAAAAAUCCAGAAUAUUUCCACGAAACUGUUGGUAUUCAGUAUUUGCUCGAUGUGAUGCGAUAUUUCUUUUGGUACAAACCAGAGAAAGAACCUGAAAGAAUUUAUCAACCCACGGUAAGACCAAAAGAGGAAGAAGUUUAUGCGCUAAGACUGCAAUUGACUGAAAUCAUAAAAGCCAUGAUACGGUCUGGUAUUAACAAGAGUGAAGCAGAAUCUAUCAUGUCAUAUAUUGUGGACUCGACAGACGAAAAGCAAGUCGUUGAAAUUCUAAAGUGGGUCUUGGUACUCAUCGACGAAGAAGUCCCAAAUAUUAUUGAAGCUCUUUCAGAAGAAAAAAUCAUGCUCCCUCUUCUCAACAUGCUGACGAAUAACAAGAAGAAAAUUAGAAUAUUUUCACUCAAGCUAAUAGGAAAGAUUUUGGAACGAUCUAACUCUGAAAGAAGACAAAAGUUCAAGAAUUUAGGUUAUUAUUUGCUCAUGGAACAAUUCUUGUUGAGUGAAAACUGCUUUGAUGAGGAAACUUAUAUUGCUCUUCUUGAAAUUAUUCUUUGCAAGAUCAGCUUUACCAUUAAUAGCACAAUAUCAACAGAUCUUUCAAAAGGAGGAGCCAAAAUAUUGUUGCCUGACUUGUUGACUGCCUUUUUCAACUUGGUCACUACGAAAUCUAUUGACACAAAGGAGAAAGCAAUCCAAGAUAUGAGCAUAAUUCUCAAAUCCAACCCUUACAACAGAACAAUUUUUGGACAACAGUUUGGAUGGCAAAAUUGGGUUCUCUCAUUGGCCAUUCCUGACGCUGAUGAACCUGUUGAAAAAGCUUUCAGUCUUUUCGAAUCAGCUGUAGAUGUCGUCUCUGUCGUGUUGUCAGAAUUCCUUCAGGCACCAAAUGGUUACAAGCAAGUGAAAGAAACUCUCUAUCAGAUUGACAUCAUUUGCGACAGAAAGGAAAUUCACAGAACCUCAGCCUAUAUUAUUUUCUUUAAGAGAUUCCUUCCUUUUAUUGUAAAUCAGAUCAACAAUACGCAGUUUAACAAGGAACAAGACUUUUGGAGAAAUCUUUUCAGAAUUACUCUACUUGUGGAGAAUUUUAUUUUAACAUCUGAUGAUACAAAAUUUGAAUCUCCUCAACUGGAAGGAACAAUAAUCAAGUUAGAUAACACUCACAAUGAGAAGCUCUAUAUUGUCAAAUAUAUCAUGCAAGGUUUUGAUUACAUUAUCAAGAUGUCAAUCAAAGAUCCAAAAGCAAUGGACUUGCUGCAUUAUGACGGGUUCAAAAAGAACAACAAUCCUUUCAUUAUUCAAACCAUCAUGAAUAUUGCUGCUGAUUUAACCACAACCAAGAGUAACAUUCCAACUCCAUCCUUAUUUUUCGUCUUGUUUAGAUUACAACUUUUCCUUCUGUGUGAAUUAGAUGAAAAGGAAAUACAAGAGGCCAAACACAGUAUCCGAAUGUUGGCUCUUCUCAGUAAUGAUAUUAAGCACACUCGUGUACCCAAGCCCACAUUCAAAACAGAAAAUGACGAGAAUGAGAUUAGUCAAGCACGUGUUUUUUAUGCGCUUGCCAAACUCUUUGUAAAGAUUGAACAAAAGCAGUAUAGCUUAAUUCCCAUCAUCACUGCCAUUCUCAGAAAGAAUCAAAGAUCUCUUGCAGCCAUUCUUACCAAUCCAGUUGCUAAAGAGUACUUGCAAUCGGAAUUGGCAUGUAUUGAACAAGAUGCUGCCCAAGAAGAAUUUAUAUUGAGCCUUGAAUCAGAAGAAGGAUGGUUAGGCGUACGUCAAUCUCCUCCAUUCAGUGCCGUCUAUACUGAAGUUAAAAUGGAAGAGCAAAACCAAAAAGAGAAAAUUCUUAAAAAGAGAGAGCAAAAAGUGAAUGACAUUCUUAAAUUUAUUGAACGAAAUGCAUCAAAUGACAUACCCAAACUGAAGAAGGCAACACAGGAAGCAUCCAAUGCAAAGACCCACGUUUGUUUCACUGAGUUACAGAGAAUGAACAAUUGGAGAGAUGCUCUGAGAAGAAAAUCCAAAAUUGCACUCACCGAAUGGAGAAAACAUGAAGCUGAAUUCUUCUCAGGAACAGGCGUAUGGAUCAAGGAUGAGGAUAAGGAAGAUUUGUUAAUGUUUUUAGAUCCUACCGAAAACUCUAAGAGAAUGAGAAUGAGAGUUGUUAUGAAGACUGCCUCCAAAAACGAACGAAAUGUGUCACAAAAAACUGAAGCAGCUCAAGAGGAUGAUGAUUGGAGUUGUAGAAGUGAACUCGUGUCAUCCUUUGUUCAUACAUCGAGAAGUGAACCACAAAAAACUCCAGGCGAGGAUCAAGCAACAGCAACACCUGGCCAUGACGAUGAACAUUCGCUAGGAGUGAGCGAUGAUGAGGACGUAGUAUCUGAAGAAGAUGGAGAAGCAACCAUACCCAAUGAAAACGAAGAAUCCGACUGGGAAACCAUUAAUAAGGCUCCAAAAGAAGGUCUCCAUCUCGAGAGAGAAGAGGAAGAGACCGUCCUGAUUGUACCAUGUGAACUUGUGGUUUCAUUAGAUACCAUUAAGGGAACAUUUGAAAUUACUAACAAACACAUUUACUUUAUUGUAAAUCCUGAUGCUGAAACGAAAGAGAAGGAAAAUGUUGCUAUUGAAACACUCAAGGAAGCCUUUGAUCAGAAAUGGCCUAUUGAGGAAAUUUAUGAGCUCUACAAGAGAAGAUAUUUAUUAAGAUAUACCAGUAUUGAAAUAUUCUUCCUCAAUCGAACAGCAUUCUUCUUCAAUUUUGACAAGGCACACGUUGAUGCAGUGAUCAAGACCAUUGUGAAUCAAAAACCUCCAAAUCUCAAAUUCCAUGCUUAUAGUCUCACGCCAAAUGCACUUUUGAAGAAGUCCAAAUUAACUCAAAAGUGGCAACGGCGAGAAAUUUCAAACUUUGAAUACUUGAUGGGUCUGAAUACAUUUGCAAACAGAACUUACAAUGAUUUAACACAAUAUCCAGUUUUCCCUUGGGUGAUCAAAGAUUACAAUUCUGACGUUCUAGAUUUGAAUGAUCCAUCAAUUUACAGAGAUCUUUCAAAACCUGUGGGUGCCCUCAAUGAGAAACGUUUAAAGAACAUUCUAGAGCGAUAUGAAGCUUUCCAGGACCAAUCCAUUCCUAAAUUCCACUAUGGAUCUCACUACAGUAGUGUUGGUGUUGUAUUAUUCUUUUUAUUGAGAUUAGAGCCAUUCACAAGUUACAAUAUCAAAUUGCAAGGAGGUCAAUUCGAUUUGCCAGACCGGUUGUUCCACUCUCUUCCUGUGUCUUGGGAAAAUUGUAUGACUUCCAAUUCUGAUGUGAAAGAACUCAUUCCAGAAUUUUUCUACAUGCCUGAAUUUUUGAGAAAUAACAACGGUUUGAAUCUUGGUGUGAAACAAAAUAAGGAAGUUGUCAAUGAUGUUAUUUUACCGCCAUGGGCUAAAACUCCUGAAGAAUUUAUUCGAAUCAACAGAGAAGCUCUAGAAAGUGAAUAUGUCUCUAGUCAUUUACAUGAAUGGAUUGACCUUAUUUUUGGAUACAAACAAACAGGUGUUGAGGCAGAAAAAGCUCACAAUCUUUUUUACUAUCUCACCUAUGAAGGAUCUGUGGAUUUGGAUGCAGUAGAUGAUCCUUUACAACGAAAGGCCAUUGAGACACAAAUUAGUAACUUUGGACAAACCCCUUCUCAACUCUUCAAGAAACCUCAUCCACAACGACUUCCUAAACCAACAAUUCCAAAACCAGAAUGGAGGCCUAAUGCCUUUGUUCCAACCUUCUCAUCGAGUAUUGCUAGUGUGACAACAGGUGGAAAUAGUAAUGAUCUUUUGUUUGUACAGCACAUCAAGUCAGAAGAUAAGGUUGUGGUAGUAGACUGCAAUCGGCAACUCUUCCAACUCAGUAAGCUCAAACCAAAACCAACCUUAAUUGCCACUGUUGGAUCUCCAUUUGCGAAAGAUGAAAAUCCAAACUUCUCCAAUUUUGUGUGUAGCAGGGAUGGAAAAUGGAUCUUUAGUUGUGGACAUUUCGAUAAGAGUAUCAAGUGUUCUGCCAUGUUUGACAAGCUUAUUGUCAAACAAAGUAUUUUCCACCAUACAGAUAUUGUCACAUGUCUUGCCAUGACCUCUGAUGGUAAAUUCCUUGUGAGCGGAUCAGCAGAUGCCACUGUGAAUGUUUAUGGAAUUAAUUAUAUGAAAUUGAAACCUAAUGCACUUCGAACUCAAGUGAAAGAUUUGAUGGCAAACGUUAAUUUAGGAACUGCUGCAAGUGUUGUGGAUGACUUGCAAUUCUCUUCAAUCGCCAACAAAUUGCCAAUUCCAAUCAUGGUCACAAAUAAGGAUCCACUCACGGAUCAACCACUCUGUAUUCUAUAUGGUCAUGAAGCAUCGGUUCUUUGUGUAGAUGUCAGCGCUGAUUUGGAUAUUGUCGCAAGCGGUGAUACCGAUGGAUGUGUUCUGAUUCACACUCUCUCAGAAGGAACUUACAUUAGAACCAUUGAACAUCCUCUUCGCAAUACUCUUCACAUUGUGAAAAUAUCAUCAGAUGGACACUUGUUAAUGCAUUCUGAAACGGAUUGCAGUCUACACCUCUUUACCAUCAAUGGAAAACACAUUAAGAGUUUGGAUGUGAACGAUCGAUUGAAAUCCAUUGAAAUUACUCCAGAUGCCAAAUAUGCCAUUUGUGGAGGAAUCAAAAAACAAGUCACCAUUCGACGACUGUAUGAUCUUGCAGAAUUACACACUUUCGAAACAUGUACGAGUGAAAUUAAGGCCAUUACAUUGGCUCAUCCCACCGAUGACUAUUAUCGUGAAGUGGUUGUUGCUCUUGCCGAUGGCACUGUACAUUUCUACCCCAUUGAUCCUGAUCUCCUUGAUGCGCCACGAGAUGAAUAUGACAGUGACUCUGAAAAUGCACUCAAUCAUUCCUAUCAAUUAAUUUUGGAAUAUUUAAUUGCCAACCAAGCAAAAUGCAAUGUCGUCAACUCGGAAGGUCAUUCUCCCUUCUAUGUGGCCCUACAACAUAAUAACCUUCCUGCUGCUAAUUUACUUUUCACGGAAGGAAAUGCAAAUGUGAAUGAGGUCAUUGACAAGGAGGGAAACACUGCUCUCCACGAAGCUGUCAAGAAUGGAAAUACUGCCACUGUGAACUUUUUAGUGACACAAUGCAGUGCAGAUUUGAUGUAA
Naegleria fowleri is the source of this 7146-nucleotide messenger RNA. RefSeq lists its product as uncharacterized. The record is from RefSeq and is a predicted model, not a curated record. The transcript has 3 exons. Gene Ontology annotation, biological process: intracellular protein localization. Bases 1 to 7146 code for a protein of 2381 amino acids. Gene Ontology annotation, cellular component: cytosol; membrane. Gene Ontology annotation, molecular function: protein kinase binding. Lineage: Eukaryota; Heterolobosea; Eutetramitea; Acrasida; Naegleriidae.